This is a messenger RNA of Pocillopora meandrina, 4612 nucleotides long. NCBI's taxonomy places the organism in Eukaryota, Metazoa, Cnidaria, Anthozoa, Scleractinia, Pocilloporidae. The record is from the annotation of a GenBank genome assembly.
AUGACGUCAUAUAUUGGUAUGUUAUGGGUUCUGCAAUAAUAAGUUUCACAUCCAAACGUUCUCCCAAAGCCGACGACACGGAAGCUUACCCCGUAGGCAAGAGAUAAAACCGUCUCUUAAAACCUGUGGGAAAGCUUUUCUAGUAAAUACUGCGCCUUCAACCACCUGUCAGUUGUUCAAAAAUGGAUUUUACCAGAAGCUCUCCUCAGGGGUAUGAAGACGAUGAUGUGUCAAGCAUAUCCAAAGAUUUCGUGCCAUCUCGCCCUGUCUCCCUUUAUGGAAAAUCGAAAAAGAUUAAGGUUGGAUUUUGCGAAAUUCGUCUAUUCUGGGCAAACUUGUUAUUUGCUUUUGUCGCCGUAGCCGGCCAAGUCGGUCAGAAUGUGUCGCUUCCACUCUGGAUCGACUCCGUAAAUGGAAAUCAUUCGGGAAAAUCAGUCGACAGUUACUUUGUGCUGUCUUUUGCGAGUUUGUCGUUUGUCAUAAUAUUUGGACUGGGAACGUUGUUCGUUAAAAUCUUUUCGCCUCAACAUCUCGGAGAAACGGAAAAACGUUUUCCACACCUUCUGCUCUUUUUGGUUGGCCUGUGUGACGCUUUAAACGGAGCUCUGGUUGUAUUCGCGAGUAAAGGGUCAAGAACACCGCCAUACCUUCAAGCGAUUCUUGGAAACUUCCUGAUCCCUUUGACUAUUUUAUUCAGGUGAGUAAAUGUUCUGUAAUUGAGUUUGAUGACUUCCUGUCCAAAUUAAAGGGAGACAGAACGCUAUGCAGUUGGCUGUAACGCACACCUGAUAAUCGCUAUUGUGCAACAGCAUAAUUGAAGCGAAAGAUGAUGCAAUCCAGCUAAUGACACAGGCAUACUCGGACAAAAAAACUUCGAGAGCUCUCGACUGGGGUUUCGGUUGUUCUUCCACUUACUUUUAGGAGACUUUAUAGGUCUGUGGUCACAAACUGCAUUUUUCUAGGAUAAGAAUGUCCAUAUGUGAAGGCUUCAAAUAUUUACCAUCUUCAGCUGCAUCAUCAAAGUAUUAUCGAGUUGUAGGUGUGACAAGUUUUCCUUUGUAUUGCAUUUCAGUACUAGCUUAUGUGACCUUUUUUUUGUUUUGUUAAUUCCUUGCGAUGACACGAAAAAACUGGUACUGGUUUGAUUUGUUUCGAACAAGGCACAAUUUGCUGGAAGGGAACUGUCGCAAGGACUUAUUUCCACAGAAAUUUAAUGUGAAGCUUUUAUUUGAACUAUCUCCUGGCAAUCAAUUUGAACAAGGAAUUUUGGACUUCAAAAAUAGGUUUCGCAAUAUCAGAAUAUAUAGCGUAGAAUAACACCUCCGCCCUCCCUCCACCCCCUCCCCCUCACCCCCCUCUCCCUCUACACCCCCCACCCUCCGCGCGCCCUAUUACUCAUCAACACUGCUGUUGAUUUUUUUUCCUGAAGGUUGCUGAUUGUUCGAAAGAAGCCCACCCUGCUGAAGUUGUCCUGUGGCGUCAUCGUGGUUGUUGGUCUUUUCAUUUGCCUCAUCCCAACAAUUUUUCCCGAAGUUGAUCCCAAAGCCGAAAAAAGAAAAAACGAUGCUCAGGGUGUUUCCAGAGUAAUGUGGCCCAUAAUUUUCAUGCUUGGCUUCGUAAGUGGGACUCAACGUCAAAAAAAGUCGGAUUGCAAUAGUACUAUUUCAAUUUUCUGUUAUCUAGGCGAGCAAUGCAAAAUGGUUUGAUUCUCGCUAGCUUAACAAGAUCAUAAUUUGACUUAAAUGGUAUGUGCUAUACCCCUCACUCCUUUGUCGACCACAAUUAAUUAUGUAACGUCAUCUCGAAUUUUAAAAAGCGGUAUUCAGCCCAGGUGAUGAAGAUACACAAACUUAUCAUCAAAUUCUCUUGGCUGUUUCACAAGAAAAUGUGUAACAACUAGAAAAGAGAAUUUCUCGGCCGAUCUUGGUUGUCAGUGGGUCUCGCUGAUAUAUUUGGUUUUACUCUUUAGGUUCCAGCAGCCGUUAUGAACGUGAUCGAAGAAAAGGGAGUGAAGAUGGAAAGUCAAUCCUCAAAGAAAGGCAUCAACUUGUUGUAUUUCCUAUUUUGGACGUCUUCUUAUCAGCUACUCUGUGUGGGACUUUUGUUUUGGUUGGACAUUCUGCCGUGGUAUGGAAAUGUUAGCAAUAUCCAAGAGUUUGGGGAAAAGUGAGUUUUCGUUGAAUUCUCUCUUUUUUCUUAAUAGCUGUUUAACUGAAACAAGAUUUGACAUCAUAAAACUUUAUGCCAGGCUUAUUUGCAAAUCUACUGAUUCACCCCGGUUCUGAAGCGACCAAAAUAACUGCCUCUCUCUGUGGUUGGAAAGUUCGUGCUUUUCGGGUUGCCCCUUGAUAACUUGCUCAGAUUGUUUGUCGGUAUCCAUUAAUAAAUAUUCUUGAGUGGAGAGUGGCAGUUUGGGAGUUAAGUCUUGACCUGUCACAUCUUCAAAAUGCUGACCUAGCCAGAGACCGAUUGCAAAACCUUUUACUCAACCGAAUUUAUGUGUUAUUUCUAGUUGGUGGUUUGGAGUUCAAUGCUUCUUUGGCGCCGCAGGUUGUGACUCCACUUCAGGGACCAGAGGAACUAUAUUUAUUCUCAUGUACGUUUUAUCCUAUGUUGGUGGAGCCAAUCUACUGAGACACGCCGAGGGAGCCACUUGGCUGGCUAUUGUCACGGUAAGUGAACUAUUUGAUACUCAUGCUCUAGGCAUUUUUCUCGUCUAGCUAGACAUGCAGAUUAAAUCAAAUGCUCAACAUUUGUAGAACAGGUGCAUUCGAGUACGAGUAUACUUUGAUUGUGUGCCGUAAGAUAAAAACAAUUAAACAAACAGCCAAACAAAACGAUGAUAAAAGUUACCAGGGACAAGUGAGAGCCCAAAGUCAAAACGAGCACAUUUUUGAAGCGCGGAAUAUUAAUGCGAGUGAAAAUGUUGUCACCGGUUUGAGUUUCACAUAUGGUAGGUUGAGAAGAUGUACGUGACUAUCCAGAGCUAUCACGGAGUUAAAUGAGGCCAUACCCAGCGCCAUACAACACCACUACUCCAGGGAGUGGUAUAAGAGGCAGACUCUCAUAGCAGAUAGGAGGGAUUAGUUAAAUAGAUAGUGGAUAGAUAAAUGGAUAAACUAAAAAGUAGCCAGUAAGGAAAAACUCCUCACAAGUAAACACUGGUGAUGACGCAAUUUUAUUUACAUAUCCUGUAGUCACUCGUCACCCCGCUGGGAUUCAUUUUUUGGACGUUGUUCGACGAAUCACCAUUCAAAUGGCACCCUGCAGGUCACGUGAGCACCUGGUUCAGUAUCGGCGCGUUAGCGAUAAUGGUUCCCGCCAUUUUUGUUUACAACAUGGGGUAAGGAAAGAUAUCAACCGUAUCUAUAGAAUAAAAUGCUGUGUCGUCCUCUGGAUUUUUAGCGUUUUUAACGCGGCGUUUAUCAGAGGGCAGCGGAUAUGAAAAGCAAUCAAAGCAGUCCUUGUCAUGGACGUAGGUCAGUUAUUUAAACGUAGGUUACUAAAUUCGAUUCUUCUCCCCCUCCCCCCUGUGCCUGUCCCUUCCCCUUUGUGCCUGCCCCUUCCCCCUUGUUCCUUUCCCUCCCCCCCUGUGCCUGCCCCUUCCCCCCUGUCCCCCUACCCUCAUCAUGUAACGACAUAAAUAUUUGCGGAACCAAAACCCCUGGUUCUUGAUUGAUGAUUUGUUUGAUAAUUUAGCACAUUAAGGAAUCCUUUCACGAGUUUCUAACAAUGUCUUUCUUCUUAUUUUUCACUUUAGUGCACCAGAGAUUUCGAUGAACGGGAAUCAAAGUGAGAAGUUUUAUCACCCCGAUUCUACUGACCGGUAUCAGUCAACAUUUGGAUCAAACCGACUUCUUGUCCCAGAGGGCAGACAUCCUCCGAGCUCUUACACUUAAAGGACUUAUGAAAAAAACUGUAUUCAUUAGACCCGCGCUUCAUCAUUGCAAAUGUAAGACAAAGGGACAAAAACCUUGAGGCUGUUUCACAAGAUUUCUUGUAAACAGCACCCAAUACAGUUUAUCCGAAAAAAGGGAUAAUAUAAUGGAUUAAUAGCAGACAUAGCAUGUCAAAUUUUUCCAGAGUAGGAAUUAGUAUGGAGAAUGAAUCUUUCUUCACACACCGUUAUAAGAUUUUCUUUAAACACCAAAGUAGAAAGGCCAAUUUAACAUACAGAGAUAGUAAAAUUGAUCAAAAACUGAAAAAACAAUGAUUUUAAAGCGAUUAAUUUUGCUCGAGCAGACUACAAUUUGGUGCAGAUGAGAUGACGAUCAAUUGAUUAAAAAAGAGGUUACGGAGAAUUUAUAACAUAUGUAUAACUGCAUGUGUUGUUCUUAAAACAUAGAAAAAAUUGCUUUCCAAGGUCAGCGUUAAGUGUAAUCAAUAAAUUUCCCCUGCACAAUCGUAUUGAUGUUGUAUUAUCAGUUUCUUGGCACGUCAAAUACACCUUAAAAUUAUUCACAUACUUUCAAGGGUAGGUAGAACGCACACGAGAAUCAUGGACAGUAAAUCCUUCUUUCGUCCGGCGUUAUGAAUAAAGUAAUAACUAAAUGAGUUAAUUGAAACAUGCAGAACUCCCAUGUCAGAAUUCACGGAUGGACUGCGUUACACG